Messenger RNA from Panicum hallii, 510 nucleotides. RefSeq lists its product as uncharacterized. The coding region runs from base 1 to 510 and encodes 169 amino acids. The transcript has a single exon. The record is from RefSeq and is a predicted model, not a curated record. Lineage: Eukaryota; Viridiplantae; Streptophyta; Magnoliopsida; Poales; Poaceae.
AUGUCGGGUUCCCACAAUGACAUCGACGUGCUUCAAAGAUCUCCUAUAUUUGCAAGGCUUGUUGAGGAGGCUUACAACAUCAAUGGACAUGAUUAUUCCAUAGGUUAUUAUCUAGCAGAUGGCAUAUAUCCAUCAUGGGAAACUUUUGUGAAGACCAUUCCAGUGCCACGAGGUAAUAAGAAGAAAUAUUUUGCUAAGGCACAGGAAGCGUGUAGAAAGGAUGUUGAACAAGCAUUUGAGGUUCUACAAUCUCACUUUGCUACUGUUCGUGGGCCGGCUCGUUUGUGGGAUGAAGACACGCUUGGAGAUAUUAUGAUGGCUUGCACCAUAAGGCAUAGCAUGAUUGUUGAAGAUGAGAGAGAUUUGUACAUUGGAGAAUAUGAUUGCAACUACGAUGACAUGGGAGAAUGUGACAUUAAUGAAGCACUGGAACUUGAUGCUUUCAUGAAAAAUUACAAGAACAAGGAAACUCACACUCAGCUUCAGGUAGACUUGAUCGAGCACUUGUGA